Messenger RNA from Sphaeroforma arctica JP610, 1200 nucleotides. RefSeq lists its product as hypothetical. NCBI's taxonomy places the organism in Eukaryota, Ichthyosporea, Ichthyophonida. The coding region runs from base 1 to 1200 and encodes 399 amino acids. Gene Ontology annotation, biological process: double-strand break repair via homologous recombination. The record is from RefSeq and is a predicted model, not a curated record. Gene Ontology annotation, molecular function: DNA binding; ATP-dependent DNA damage sensor activity; ATP binding. The transcript has a single exon. Gene Ontology annotation, cellular component: Rad51B-Rad51C-Rad51D-XRCC2 complex.
AUGGCUACACAUCGACACCCGGAUCUGCUGGGCAUGCCGGCUGUCAGUGUACCCAGUGGUGUGACGUACUCUAAUGCACGUAAGCGACACUAUCACACAACCCACGCCGGAGGCAAUGCAGAUACACUCUCCUCAACAACAACAGGCGCUUACGCUGUGGACGGGCGGCAGGAGGAGCUCGGUACUCACACAGACAAUAAAACGGGACGAGAGAGUGGGCCUACGGAGACACGGGAUGAUGAGAGUACAGGUGUACGGGUGAGGACAAACGGUACUGGAGAUACCUCUGGGCCUAUCGCCACAGACAACCGUGUCAGGCGCGACCCGCACCCGCCAGCCCACCCGCAGAGUAUCAGCUGUGGGGUGGCUGUGCCUGGCCACGGCCCUGUGCCACGAGCCACACGCGUGCGAACGAACAACUCAUUGACCCGCACCGAGCAAGCCGUGGAGGGCUUCCUGUCCAGCGUACACGUGUUCCGAGAGACCACGUGUGCGGGACUGCUGACACGACUGAAGUCGCUUGAGGAGGUGUUGAUAGAGGCGGAUGUGCGGUUGCUGGUGAUUGAUUCGGUGGCGUCGCUGGUGAAAGCGGAAUUCAGCGGCGCCAAAAGCGGGACGCAAAGCGGGACGGCGGAGCUGAGCGCGUGGUCUGACAGGGCACGCGCCGGGGGUCGUGGGAGGGCUGGGCCUGGGGGAAAGCAGUACAAAGAGAGUGGCGUAGAUAAGAAUGGGUUCUUGGCGGAUGUGGUAUCGGCGCUAAAGUAUAUCGCAGAGACUUUCAGGAUACCUGUGCUGGUGUCUAAUCAUAUUGAGACGCGGUUUGUGGAUGCGGCUGAUCCGGUAGGUACACACAUCAACCUGCACGCACUCGGAGACGAGCCUGCCAGGGGGCGCACGCAGACCCACCAAGGUCAUACCCGCCCGGCCACACACAGGCCCAGUACACACCGUGCCAAGAUGCCAAACAGCCCUACAGACGGCCUGGGGAUACUCAAUGGAGAGGAUGUGGAUGUAGAUGCAGAUGUAGAUACGGAGGACAACCUAGACGCGACAGAGAGUUACUUGGCGGCUGCGCUGGGAAACACGUGGUACCAUGGUGUUAACACGCGACUGGUCAUCGAGUACAACGACCGUGAAAACGAGCGCCGCAUCCGAGUGGCCAAGUCUCCCGUGUGUCCCCCUCUGACGGUGUGUGUUUGA